UCUUCUACGCAGCUAUUCUUCCCUUUUCUCCCUCUUUCCGCCUUCUCUUUAGUUUUAGAAGCAGCCAUGCUCUCUGCUAUCUCUGCCUCCGACGCUUUGAUCGGAAACCCCUUUGCCUCUUCAGCGUUCGACGGCGGUUUACCGUCGUGGGACUGCACUGACUUUAUCUUUGCCGCCAUUAACACUUCGAGCUCCGGUUCAGAUGAUUCCAACGAAAACAAUGCAAAAGAAAAACCCGGUUCGGAGGCCGUUAUGGACGAGCGGAAACGUCGGAGAAAGAUAUCGAACCGGGAAUCGGCCAGGAGGUCACGGAUGCGGAAGCAGAGACACCUAGAGAACCUGCGGAACCAGUUGAAGGCGUCUAGAGUGGAAAACCGGGAACUGAACAACCGGUUGCAGUUGAUGGUUCAUCAUUUUAACUGCGUGCGAACCGAAAACGAUUGGUUACGGUCUGAGAGAACCCUGUUACGCCAGAAACUGUCGUACAUGACUCAAAUUUUGUUAUUCCAACAACUUCGACAACAACCCUUCUCUUCCUCUGCAUGGCCAUGCAAUAAUGUCACGCCGCAAUAACCCCUAGCUAGCUUUAUCACGAUAAUUAGCUACCACGCGUUAAUUAAUUAUCAUAAUAUUGGCUCCGGUAAUUAAACAUAUUUUAAUUAAGCUAAGUUUAAUAACUUGUCUUAAUUUGCCUGCGUAAAUUAUAAAAAAGUAGCUAAAAGGAGGUGAUUCAUGUACGGUAUUAUGGUGGGUGGUUGUUUCCGGUGCUUUUUUUUUUCCUGAAACGGGAAGGGUUUUG
This is a messenger RNA of Arachis ipaensis, 799 nucleotides long. Its product is annotated as basic leucine zipper 43. Gene Ontology annotation, molecular function: transcription cis-regulatory region binding; DNA-binding transcription factor activity. Gene Ontology annotation, cellular component: nucleus. NCBI's taxonomy places the organism in Eukaryota, Viridiplantae, Streptophyta, Magnoliopsida, Fabales, Fabaceae. The record is from RefSeq and is a predicted model, not a curated record. Gene Ontology annotation, biological process: positive regulation of DNA-templated transcription.